UUGCAGGCUGCGUGUGGAAUGUAAUUGACGCAGAUUUUUGUAUUCUACUGCAAAUUCUCCUGAAGAUUAACGUAUUCUGCUUGUGAUCAUCGACCAACCGUUUUCUGACGAAGCAUUGAAUCAAAUCAGCAAACAAUUCGGUACAAAUUGCUCUUGACGACCAUGAUUACUCAACCCAAUAUCAAUCCGGCGAUUCAGUUCGCAGCUCUGACUAUCCGCCAUGGCUUCCUCUUCCCGCCGGCCGCCGCCGUACGCCGGGCCGCGAAGCUCCGGGCGUUUUCGACCAACAAGGAUCAGAUCGAGAGGAUUCCGGAUAAACCGCCGGUAUGCACCGCCGACGAGCUCCACUAUGUAACUAUCGAUAAUUCGGAGUGGAGACUCGCUCUCUGGCGCUACAAUCCCUCGCCUCAGGCUCCACCAAGAAAUCUUCCAUUGUUGCUGUUGUCGGGCGUCGGAACAAACGCCAUUGGAUAUGAUCUUGCUCAUGGGUCUUCAUUUGCUCGGUAUAUGUGUGGCCAAGGAUUCGACACCUGGAUUCUGGAAGUUCGAGGGGCUGGAUUGAGCGCAAAAGGGUCAGAUUGUGAAGAUGUUGAGAAGUCAGCUCAUGCAAUAUCUGACCAAAUGGAAGCUGCAGCAGAGUAUGUGGCUGAAGGGGCUAUACAUUCAAACCAAAAUGGUGCCAAUGGAAAAACAGAGACAGCUGUGAUCAAUGAAGAAUCAGAUGGGGAUGAAACCACUUGGGAUAAAUCAAGAUUAGCUACAGAACUGACUGAAGUUUUUUCUCGCUUGUCCGAAAGGCUUUCUGGUUUUCUUAGCGAAAGCCAGUCGAAUGAUAUGUUUGCCAGAUUCUUGGAUCAAAUAUCAAAACAGCUAGAGAAUUCCUUUAUAAUCGAACGGUAUAGUGAAUUGAGGGAAAGGCUCUUAAGUUUGCUGAAAACAAGGCAAGACUCUGCUGUGGCAAGCCAGAUUAGAGAUCUGAGCCAGAAACUAGUAGAUAUCAUUGAUGAGGCUCAGCGUUCUGUUUCGCCGCAGAUUUUUGAUCUGCAAGAGAGGCUGAUGACAACUGUGGAAGAUUUUCAGAAGCAGUUGGAUUUGAUUGUCAAAUAUGAUUGGGACUUUGAUAAUUACCUGGAGGAGGAUGUUCCUGCUGCGAUGGAAUAUAUCCUUGCCCAAUGCAAACCAAAGGAUGGUCGGUUAUUUGCAAUUGGACACUCCAUGGGAGGUAUCUUGCUAUAUGCCAGACUUUCACGAUUUGGUUUUGAGGGCAGAGAUCCUGGAUUAGCUGCUAUUGUGACAUUGGCCUCAUCUUUUGACUACACAACCUCAGAAUCAUCACUCAAACUGCUCCUGCCCCUUGCAGAUCCUGCGCAAGCUCUCAAUGUGCCGGUCGUCCCUUUAGGAGCAUUCCUCUCGGCAGCUUAUCCUCUUUCUUCUCGUCCACCUUAUGUGUUGUCUUGGCUAAAUGAUCUCAUAUCAUCAGAAGAUAUGAUGCAUCCGGAACUGUUGAAGAAGCUCGUUUUAAACAAUUUUUGUACCAUCCCCGCGAGACUAAUAUUGCAGCUAACAACUGCCUUUCGAGAGGGUGGACUUCGCGACAGGAGUUGUAAAUUCUUCUACAAGGAUCAUAUUCAUAAGAGCAAUAUCCCUGUCCUAGCUCUUGCUGGUGACCGUGACUUGAUUUGCCCACCAGAGGCUGUAUAUGAAACUGUGAAGCUCAUUCCCGAGCACUUGGUCACGUAUAAGGUGCUUGGAGAACCUGAUGGUCCGCAUUAUGCUCAUUACGACUUGGUGGGAGGGCGAAUGGCUGUUGAACAAGUGUACCCCUGCAUAAUCGAAUUUCUAAGCCGCCAUGACUUGCCUCAGUAAACUUGGCUAUGGUUAUGGGUAUGGCCUUAGUGGGAUAUCAUCAGGAAGCAAUCUUCGAUUUCACGGCAUUAAUUCCUCAACCAGUUUACAAAUAUGGUGUUCGCCGCGGGGUUCUUUGAUUCUGCCAUGGAUCCCUUUGGCGAGCUAUUCUAAACAUCCUGCCUUUAAUUUUGUGUUUAAAUGAAGAAUUGCAAUUGCUUGUGAAGUUCUAUAGUAGAAAUUUUUUUUACCUGAAUCUGAAUCAAAUUAUCAUUAGAAUAAUUUCUUCAUCUUCAUAAAGAUUGCAUUCCAAGAAGAUUACAAAUACAACUAAUUAUAUACUUCUAUGGUGAAUUUCCUGACAUGUUUACUGGAGUUUAUUUCACACAUCAAUGUUUGGAAAUGGUACAGGAAACAUAAGCACACAACAAUUCCUCAUCAUGAAGCACACAAAGUUCCACACAGUCAGGUUGCAAACAUAAAUGGAAGAAUGAAAAUUUGUUGUCUCCCUGCAAAUUUCCUCAUUUGGGAAUGGCAGCAGAUUUGCAGAUAGGGCACUGAUUCUUCUGUUAGGUCUACUUGGCAAAUGCUGCACUUCCAAUCCUUCUGACCAUUCAUAAGCUGCCACGAAGUGGAAUUAGAGGAUCAUUAAUUUCCAGAUUCAUGUUGCAAAAAAGAAGAACAAGAACAGGAACAGGAAAAAACCUGUUCAUCUGUUCCUAAAAAUAGCAAUGGUGUACCUUUCUAUGAUGGAGCCUUGGACCAGCAUCAGUGUUCUUACUCCUAGGUGCAAAAUCAGAAGCAAUGCCGAUGCCAGGGGGGGUGCAGCAGACAUCAGGGAUAUCCACAACAACAUUCUCUGGUCUCCUUUUAUUACUAUUAUUUUUACAGUGUGGUUGUUUUCCUCUUCCAUGGUUGUGAUCUUCUUGCCUGAGCUGAAGUGCUGACUUGGGUGCUAAUGGUGCAGGAAUUGAAGUCCCCUUACAUCCCAACCCUUUGAUCUUCACAAACACAAACUUGUUCUUCUUCUUCCUUAAUUGGGUUCUUGAUUCAGCACCAACAGAGGAAUAAUUUUCAGAUCUGGGCUGUGAAAACGAGACUGAUGAUCUGUGUUGAGUUUGGGAUUGGGGUUUUCUUGGAGCUUGUGGCAUUAUGGUUUUCUGGGGCUUUCAAUUCCAAGCACGAAUGAAGAUGGAACCAAAAUUGACCAAGAUUUGAAAUUUAUUCAAGAUUAA
This is a messenger RNA of Andrographis paniculata, 3080 nucleotides long. RefSeq lists its product as uncharacterized. Lineage: Eukaryota; Viridiplantae; Streptophyta; Magnoliopsida; Lamiales; Acanthaceae. Bases 163 to 1866 code for a protein of 567 amino acids. The transcript has 11 exons. The record is from RefSeq and is a predicted model, not a curated record.